This is a messenger RNA of Prunus avium (sweet cherry), 943 nucleotides long. Its product is annotated as DNA-directed RNA polymerase II subunit 4-like. The record is from RefSeq and is a predicted model, not a curated record. Gene Ontology annotation, biological process: DNA-templated transcription initiation. NCBI's taxonomy places the organism in Eukaryota, Viridiplantae, Streptophyta, Magnoliopsida, Rosales, Rosaceae. Gene Ontology annotation, cellular component: RNA polymerase complex. Gene Ontology annotation, molecular function: nucleotide binding.
UUACAUUCGUUCUUGAAGAAAGCAGAAUUAUAUUCAUCGUCAAGAAAGAAACAUCCUUACCUUAGCUCUCUCUCUCAAACAUGCUAAGAGCAGACGAGGAAGACGACGAGGAAGACGCUUCAGAGCUCAAGAUUGGAGACGAUUUCUUGAAGGCGAAAUGUUUAAUGAAUAGUGAGGUUGCCAUUCUGCUUGAGCAUAGAUGUGAUCAGAUGAAGCAUAUGUCUGGCGAUUCAACGACCCAACUUCCUCAAGUGUUGGAGAAAUCACUGCAGUAUGUUAAGCGCUUCAGUCGCUUCACGAAUCAGGGCUCUGUAAAGCAAGUUCGAGAAGUCCUGAGUAGAUACCAAUUGGCUGAAUUCGAGCUGGCUGUCAUUGGGAAUCUCUGUCCUGAAAAUGUGGAAGAAGCCAAGUCAGUUGUGCCUUCCCUCAAGACCAAAGGACGUGGGCAUGAUGAUGAAGCCAUUGAGAGACUGUUAAAUGACCUCUUAAUGGUUAAAAAGUUUGAGUGACAUAUAUGCUUCCUUCCAGCCUUCCAGCCUUCCAUGUUUCUGUGGUGAGCUACUAGUUUAUAGCAUGUUUUGAUUUAUGGCCCAAUGGUCUUGUCUUGAGGCAGGCUUGGUUGGGUAUGGAGUUUAAGCAUAUGGGCCACGUUAGGCCAGACAACAAGACUAUCGAAGCACGGUCGAGUUUAAUUCAAGAAACAUAUUUCAUUUUCAGUUUUCAAAAUCACCAUUAGUUUUGAAAACAACUUGAAAGUGUUUUUAGUCUUUAGUUUCCGUAUUUUUUGGAGCUACUUUCUCAUUCACCAAUUUGACAUCACUAUACAUGUGCAUUGCUGAUUUAAAAUUUGACUCAAUUUAUGUCUACUAUAGAAGAAAGAUAAGAAACUCUCUGUGUGUCGCCGAUUUAACUCCAGAAAUGAAGAACAUAUGCAUUGUCUUCA